Messenger RNA from Arabis nemorensis, 351 nucleotides. The record is from the annotation of a GenBank genome assembly. NCBI's taxonomy places the organism in Eukaryota, Viridiplantae, Streptophyta, Magnoliopsida, Brassicales, Brassicaceae.
AUGGAUAAUUUCUCAUUGUUGUUUUCACUUCCUGAAACUCUUCAUAUCUCUAUUGCUAUUAUUGUCGCCAAAACUGGAGCAGCCCAACAAUGCCCUCUCAUUGUCUCUGGUAAACGAGGUAUGAUACUCGCUUUUAAUACUCACGUAUUACGGGCGACUUCAGUUGAGUAUCCAGCAUUACAUCCCAAUUUUUUCAACGAAGAUUCUAAGUUCCGAGCCUUCGUAUUUCGGUGUGUUCUUUCAGGGAAUCUGAAGGCAUGUUAUCUGGAGAGCCUCCGGCUAGCAAUCACAUAUGGAGCACUUGAAGCUAGUGCUCAACUACUACGUAACAUAGUCUCUCCCGACCAAUGA